AUGACCGAACCGGCACUAGUGUUCGGGAGCCACAUGCUCGGUCACGCCCAAGAGGCGACCCGAGCGUCAGCGGGCAGCUCCAGAGAACGAGUCAACCUAGUGGCGCGGGAGGCGAUAGUGAUGCUCUCAGCCCGAAGCUGCCCGGCCGGGGCCCAGUCAGAAGUCGGCGAAAGAGCAUUACCCCUGACGGUGGGGUGGUUUGGUUGGGGUGUUAGGUAUGGGGGGGGGUUGGAGGGGGGGGUUGGUGUGUUGGUUGGGUGUUAG
Knipowitschia caucasica is the source of this 264-nucleotide messenger RNA. Lineage: Eukaryota; Metazoa; Chordata; Actinopteri; Gobiiformes; Gobiidae. The record is from the annotation of a GenBank genome assembly.